Perognathus longimembris pacificus (Pacific pocket mouse) is the source of this 2353-nucleotide messenger RNA. It is a transcript of the gene Mtmr9, whose product is annotated as myotubularin related protein 9. Lineage: Eukaryota; Metazoa; Chordata; Mammalia; Rodentia; Heteromyidae. Gene Ontology annotation, biological process: negative regulation of autophagy. The record is from RefSeq and is a predicted model, not a curated record. The coding region runs from base 38 to 1687 and encodes 549 amino acids. The transcript has 10 exons.
GUAACCGCCGCGCACCCGGGCGCCGGGCGCGGGGGACAUGGAGUUCGCCGAGCUCAUCAAGACCCCUCGGGUGGAUAACGUGGUGCUGCACCGGCCAUUCCACCCGGCCGUGGAGGGGACCCUGUGCCUGACGGGCCACCACCUCAUCCUGUCCUCGCGGCAGGACAGCACCGAGGAGCUGUGGCUCCUCCACUCCAACAUCGACGCCAUCGACAAGCGAUUUGUGGGAUCUCUGGGAACCAUCAUCAUAAAAUGUAAAGAUUUUCGAAUUAUUCAAUUGGAUAUUCCUGGAAUGGAGGAAUGUUUAAAUAUAGCCAGUUCCAUUGAGGCAUUGUCUACCCUGGACUCAGUCACUUUGAUGUACCCUUUCUUCUACCGGCCCAUGUUUGAAGUGAUAGAAGAUGGUUGGCAUUCCUUCCUUCCUGAACAAGAGUUUGAACUUUACUCUUCAGCUACCAGUGAAUGGAGGCUAAGCUAUGUCAAUAAGGAAUUUGCUGUCUGUCCUUCUUACCCACCGAUCGUCAUAGUGCCCAAGUCCAUUGACGAUGAUGCUCUUCGCAAGGUGGCUACAUUUCGACAUGGUGGGCGUUUUCCAGUACUAAGCUAUUACCAUAAAAAAAAUGGAAUGGUAAUUAUGCGAAGUGGUCAGCCCCUUACUGGCACCAAUGGGAGAAGAUGUAAGGAGGAUGAGAAGCUGAUAAAUGCUACUCUCCGGGCAGGAAAGAGAGGCUACAUCAUUGACACUCGAUCUCUAAAUGUAGCACAGCAAGCUAGAGCCAAAGGAGGUGGUUUUGAACAAGAAGCUCAUUAUCCCCAGUGGAGAAGGAUUCAUAAGUCCAUUGAGAGAUAUCACAUUCUUCAGGAGAGUUUAAUCAAACUUGUGGAAGCUUGUAAUGACCAAACACAUAACAUGGACCGAUGGCUCAGUAAGUUGGAGGCCUCGAACUGGCUGACUCACAUCAAAGAGAUUCUGACAACUGCCUGCCUAGCGGCUCAGUGUAUCGACAGGGAAGGAGCAUCAAUACUGAUUCAUGGCACAGAAGGGACGGACUCCACACUUCAGGUGACCUCACUGGCCCAGAUCAUCUUGGAACCAAGGAGCAGAACCAUCCGUGGCUUUGAAGCCCUGAUCGAGAGAGAGUGGCUACAGGCUGGUCACCCAUUCCUUCAGCGCUGUUCACAGUCUGCCUAUUCCAACAGUAAGCAGAAGUGGGAGGCACCAGUAUUUCUUCUCUUCUUGGACUGCGUGUGGCAGAUACUCCGUCAAUUCCCGUGCUCCUUUGAAUUUAACGAGCAUUUCCUCAUCAUGCUCUUUGAGCAUGCGUAUGCCUCACAGUUUGGAACAUUUCUGGGCAACAGUGAGAGUGAAAGGUGUAAAUUGAAGCUACAGCAGAAGACAAUGUCUCUGUGGUCCUGGGUCAAUCGGCCCUGUGAGCUGAGUAAGUUCACCAAUCCUCUCUUUGAAGCCAACAACCUCGUCAUCUGGCCUUCGGUUGCCCCACAGAGCCUCCAGCUGUGGGAAGGAAUUUUCCUCCGUUGGAACAGAUCCUCUAAGUAUCUGGAUGAAGCCUAUGAAGAAAUGGUUAACAUCAUUGACUAUAAUAAGGAAUUACAAGCAAAAGUCAAUCUCCUGAGGAGGCAGCUGGCCGAACUAGAAACUGAAGAUGGACUUCAUGCAAGUCCUUGAAAGAUGUUCCAUGCGCCAGAAGGACCUUCUCCAGCCUGAGUUUACCCCUCUCUCUUUGCCCUUCAGUUCACUUGUACACACACACCUUGAACCUCAGGCUGGACAUGUCACGGCCUUCUCAGCAUUGUAGGAGUGAAAGUCACUGGAGUCGUCCCUGGUUUGCUUUAGAAGGAAGGAGGAGCUGGUCCCUGUCUGGUGUGCGAUGCUGGAGGCCACUCGCCGCUCUCCGGGUCCCCUGAGCAGGCGGCACCUGGGUAGGCCUGGGCACAGUCUGUCUGUUUAGGGAAUCGUUGGUGAUGGGCCAGGCUUCCAAGCACUGAGUAGAGAAAUGGUUUUCAAAACUAAAAUGAGUGACAAACCAAGGAUUUUGUCUUUAACACGCCAUUUCUUUUAUCUUUACCACAUAAAAGAACUGUUCUCUUAUUUAAGACAGUUUAGGACUAAAAAGCUGAAUCCAUUCUUGUUUUGGUUUGUCAAACAAGGAAAAUUAGAAUAGCUACAGGAAAUUCUUCCUGUGGGGUAAUAGUUAUGUCCUCCUGACAUUUACAUUAAGAAAAGUGAAAUGUAUUUUAAGAAUAGACACUAAAAGUAUGUGCAAUAGAGAAUUAAAGUAGGAUUUGGUUUUUCAGGUCUUGAGUAUUCAAAUAAACCAUUACUUCGAAUAGU